Molecule: messenger RNA, 2580 nt
Organism: Lodderomyces theae
Lineage: Eukaryota; Fungi; Ascomycota; Pichiomycetes; Serinales; Debaryomycetaceae
Exons: 1
Coding region: 1-2580 (859 amino acids)
Biological process (GO): lipid metabolic process
Molecular function (GO): triacylglycerol lipase activity
Source: RefSeq, a predicted model, not a curated record
AUGAGUCUCGUAGCUCAGGCAUCGCCUACCACUGUUGAUGACGUUAUUAGACUGCUAUUUGAUCAGUACAUCCAACUACAUCCCAUAAAUAACGAAUAUUUAGCAGUGAAGAAACCUUUUUCUUCGUCGUCGUCGUCGUCGUCGUCGUCGUCUGACGGUAACGACGACAACAACACGAGUAGAAGUCACAUACAGCAAUGGUUCAACUUACGCAACUUGCCCCUCGUUGGCCGCUUCAUCCCCGAGAUAGAUGCCAAAACAAAACUCAUAAACGAACUACUCGAAUAUCAGAAAACGACAACUACGUAUCGAGACUGGUACACGAUUUCAUUACGGCUAGAUGAGCUACUAGGCAACAAUGCCUGGAAAUCCGAUCCGCAAUCGGACAUAUACGAUUACAACUUGAUCUAUAAACAUUUGAAUGCCAUGAAACAAGCACGGCUCGAUAAUAAUUACAAGUUGUUGUUGUAUUUAAUCCGAACUACAUGGGUGCGGAAUUUAGGCAAUAUGGGGGACUCCAACUUGUAUCGACAUUCGUAUGUUGGGACGAAAAAGUUGAUUGAGGAGUAUAUACAAGAAUGCCAAGUUUCGUUGAUGUACCUCGUGGAGCAGCAAGGGCAUAGUGGUGGUGGCAAGGGCAAGAAAAAGAUUGAUUUGGAUGAUCGGUACUUGUUGGGAAUGUUGAUCCAAACUAGGAAGAACAUUGGCAGAACCGCGUUGGUUUUAUCUGGGGGUAGCACUUUUGGGAUAUUCCACGUGGGAGUAUUGGCCACUUUGUUUGAAGCCAAUUUGUUGCCGAGGAUAAUCAGUGGGUCAUCGGCGGGUUCGAUCAUGGCUAGUAUUAUAUGUUCACAUACCAAUGAAGAGACGAUUGAGUUGUUGCAAACUAUAGCUCUGCGGCAGUUUAACAUCUUUGAUAUUACUGAUAAAGUUGAAACUUCGAGCAAGUUCAAAAAAGUGCUUUUGUUUUUGGGUCAUUGGAUCAAGUAUGGUACUGUUUAUGAUAUCGAAGGGUUGCAGGAGACAAUGAUUAGCUUUUUGGGGGAGUUGACAUUUAGAGAGGCGUAUAACCGUACGGGGAAGAUCUUGAACAUUACCGUGUCGCCCGCUUCGAUUCAUGAACAAACUCGAUUGCUCAAUUAUAUAACUGCUCCAAACUGUUUAAUUUGGUCUGCUGUGUGUGCUAGUUGUUCAUUACCUGGAGUGUUCCCCUCGAGCUCCGUUUACGAAAAGAACCCCAAAACGAACGAGGUGCACGAAUGGAAUAAUGACGAAUCAAUGAAGUUUAUGGAUGGAUCAGUCGAUAACGAUUUACCCAUAACUCGAUUACUGGAGAUGUUUAAUGUUGAUCAUAUAAUUGCGGUACAAGUGAAUCCACAUGUUGUUCCAGUAUUGAAAGUUUCCAUAAGUAGUGUUGGAGGCGAUGUUGAAAAUGAAUUGAGCUAUAAAUUGAAACAGAGUUUGAACAAUGUUUACGAUUUUGUGAUUUCUGAAGCUAUACAUUAUUUGCAGUUGCUCAACGAGAUGGACAUAUACAAGAACUUGGCCAACAAGACGGUGUCCUUGUUGUCACAACGGUAUUCCGGGGAUAUUACGAUAUUGCCAGAGUACAAGUGGCAAGAUUUCACCAAGAUUUUGCUGAACCCCAGUCACGAUUUCCUUUUGGAGUUUAUAUGUCGUGGUGCCAAGGCGUCGUGGCCCAAGAUCAGCUUGAUUGAGAAUCAUUGUCGGGUCGAGUUUGUUUUGGAUAAGGCAAUCUCUAUUUUGAGAGGGAGAAUUGUGACGUCGGGGAAUUAUCGCUUGACCAAUUCGCCAACUGCUAUGGCUACGACGACGUCGGCUGGGGGUGGUCACGGUGGUGGCGGUGUGACGAGUGGUAAAGUCAGUUCAAAAUUCAAUGGUGGUGGCAGUGGCAAUGGCAGUGGCAGUGUAAAUAAAGGAAACUCGUUGGCAUUAAUACCGAUGGGGUUGAAGGAAAAAGGAGGGAAUAGUAAUACGAGCAGUGACCACAAUGGCAAAGGUAAAGGGAAUGGGAAUAGUAACGACAACGGCAAUGCUAACAGCAAAGUGGACAAUGACCCUAAAGUGGGUGCUAAUGGGGAGAGCAAUGGCGAUUCGGACAUUGAUUUUGAUUUUGAUGGUGAUGUCGAUGUUGACCUUGAUCUGGAUGCAGAAGCGGCCAAUGUAUCAGUAGCCACUACGCCUCUAGUUACAGCAACACGAACUCCACCACGAGUCUUGCGAUCGCUGGAAGAACGGCAAAUUAGACAAGGUAUACGGAAAUCAAAGUCUUCAAACUUGAUCAAUUCCGUACGGUAUUAUAGAGACAAGUAUGGAGAAGCUGGAGGAGGAGGUGGUGGUGGUGGCAUUGGUGUAGGUGAAUUUGCGAGUAAAAACAGUGGUAAUGAUGAUGGUGGUGGUGGUGGUGGUGGUGAUGCUGCUACUGCUACUGCUACUACUACUACUACUGGUGCACCAGAUGGAUAUGGGCUUGGAGAACGGGCUAAUUUACCGUCUAGAUCUAGAUCGUUGAAGAAUUCGUACAUUGGAUUGAAUCGAUUGAAUGGGGAUGAUGUAUAG